Molecule: messenger RNA, 1019 nt
Organism: Marchantia polymorpha subsp. ruderalis
Lineage: Eukaryota; Viridiplantae; Streptophyta; Marchantiopsida; Marchantiales; Marchantiaceae
Source: the annotation of a GenBank genome assembly
GGCGGGGCCACUGAGAACCGCUGGUUGCAGAUCACAUAUCAUCGCUGCCUUAUGCUGCCCACGCACUGCUCCUGCGCAGACACACACCCGUCCCUCGUCCCCCCAUACCAGUCGCCCACUCCCGACUUCCCGCAGCGCGACGACGUCUUUCUUCUUCGCCCUCGCUUCUAAUUCGAUCGAUCGAUCGACCUCCUCGAGCCCUCCUUCUCGACUUUCUCAGACAGAGAGUGAGAAAUGGCAGCCGUCGCCGCCAGAGCGUCAUGCUCGUUGGUCACCAGCGCGGGAGCGACAGCGGCCCCGCAGGCAGCGAAGAGGACAUCGGCCAAGGCCGGAGCGAGGAGGCUGAGUCUCUUCGGAGGGUUGAAGGCCGAGAACAAGGUCAUGGCCUUGGGACUGAGCGCCAGCACUGAGCAGAAGUUCGCCAGCUUGGCCACCAGCUGCUCCGCUCGAUCGAGGACCACCUGCACCGUGGGAAGCGAGAUUUUGACCAUCGUGCCCGUCAUGAGCGGUCUGGUGUUGGCCGGCAUUGCCAUCGGAUUCGUGUUGCUGCGAGUGGAAGCGGCAGUGGAGGAGUCAGAAUAGGAUUUUUGCCGCCAUUUUGCCAAUUGGAUUCCAUGUACCAAAGUUUGUACCUUACUCCGGAAGAUGAGCCUGUCAGCGCAAGCAGCUUGCAGUUGUAAAAAAGGUACACAGGAGCCGUCCUUCGCUGUAAUGGAAACCUUCAUCUCUCUGAUCUCUGUCACAUUAUAUUUGUAAUUGUAGAUGAUACUCGGAACAGGAUGGUUCGCGAAAUUUCGCGCAGUGUUGACCCUUUUGGCUUAUUUUUUGCCAUGAAUUCGACGAACAAAUCUUGCUGAGCUAAGACAGCAAGAAGUGUUUCAUCAUUAUCUCAGCACAGGGGAAACAUGAUUCUUUGGAAUUGGGACGGGAUGGUGUCAUGUUUCUUUCCAGGCAGUGAGUAGGCGCUAAUUUCACUGUCCGUCUGUCCAUCUGCAUAUAGAUCCGUCUGAUUGUAUUCA